Molecule: messenger RNA, 1008 nt
Organism: Scylla paramamosain (green mud crab)
Lineage: Eukaryota; Metazoa; Arthropoda; Malacostraca; Decapoda; Portunidae
Gene: mRpL14
Product: large ribosomal subunit protein uL14m-like
Exons: 3
Coding region: 16-690 (224 amino acids)
Biological process (GO): translation
Cellular component (GO): mitochondrion; ribosome
Molecular function (GO): structural constituent of ribosome
Source: RefSeq, a predicted model, not a curated record
AGGCGCUGGGUUUAAAUGUUAUCCGAAGAUGACUAUGUUACCUAUACAUGUUGGAGGUGUAUAGGCACCUCUUCUAAGCCCUUCGCCCGACGCACAGACACCACCUGCAAUUCGCCUCAACACCAUAACCCUAGCAAAGAGAAGAGUAUUGGAGGCAACAGGACCUACUUUGACGAGAUUGCACAACGACACAGACCUUGCAUAGGAAGUCUGAUUAAAAGUUCUGCAAUGAAUACGUUACCCUCAAGAUUAUGGGCAGUACAGGCAAGGAUUGGCAGUGCGGCAGGGUUCCACACCAGUCCUCCAGUGCAUGAGAUACGAAAGAUGGCAAGACUCAGAGUAGUUGAUAACAGUGCACUGGGAAAGUCUGCCAUGCUGGAGGGGAGGCCACCUAAGUGUAUACACAUAUAUAACAAGAAGGGUGUUGGGUUCACAGGUGACAAGGUGCUAGUUGCCAUCAAGGGCCAGAAGAAGCAAGCCAUCCUGACUGGGUGCCACCAGGACCAGAAGCCUCUCAUGCCAAAGUUUGACAGCAACAACAUUGUGCUCAUUGAUGAGAAUGGCUCACCACUGGGCACCAGGAUACAUGUACCCAUUCCAACAAUGCUCCGUAAAAAACUCACAGACAUGUCGCGACCAAAAGGUGCAGAUUAUACAAAAAUAUUAUCAAUUGCAACACGUUUUAUAUAAAUUAUGGAAGCCCAUUAAAUCUCUUCAGUUGUUAAAUUAUAAUUUUAAUUACAUGUAAGCUUAUCUAAUUUAUACAAAUUGUAAAUAAAUUCAAUAGUAAAUAAAAAUAUAUGCUGCAGUUUUCAACCUCUGUAGACUUUUAGAAAUUCUUAUAAAUACAAAGGGACGACUGAACUACAGCGGUGACAAAGUGCGUGAGUGAGUGAAUGUGAGCAAAUGGAGAAUACACAUAUGAACAUAUCUUUGAUAAUUUAUUAAAAACUGAGUUUGCCUUUCAUAUUGUGACUGGUACACUGGGCAAAAUAAAGAUAUGAGAAG